Molecule: messenger RNA, 924 nt
Organism: Microsporum canis CBS 113480
Lineage: Eukaryota; Fungi; Ascomycota; Eurotiomycetes; Onygenales; Arthrodermataceae
Exons: 3
Coding region: 1-924 (307 amino acids)
Source: RefSeq, a predicted model, not a curated record
AUGCCCGAACCAGCGCCUCCGUCGUUCUCCAGCAAGCUUCAGGCUUCGAAGCGUACCCAGUCAAGCAUGAACGGUUCACAGAUGCUCCACGGAAAAGAGCGCUGGGGAACCUGGUCGCAUCCCAAGCGGGCUCGAAAGCAGAUCGUCCCGCCGUCGCCGCAUACUCCGUCCCCGAGCCAGCGCGAGCCAGCGUCUUCUGCGCUGAGAAGGGUCUUUGAGCCACCGUCCACGGCCACCGCCAGCCCCAAGCAGGUGUUGAAGGACUUCCAGCAGCACCGCCAGCACCAGUCUGCGUCUGCCCCCCGGCCUCGCACCGGCAGAGCGCCCAUCCCGCACUUCCGUACAUACAGUCACACGCAGAGCAGCGCUGCAAAGUCGAAGGCUGCUGUGGCUCCGGAGCCAGACGACGAGGAUGCCCUGGCUACGGCGCGCAUACACGCCUGGCUGGACAAGGUCGAAGACGAGCUGAUUGCUGCUGAAGCCAGAGCUGAACAGGCCAAACUCGAAGCCGAAAUCAAAAAGAUCAACGACGUGCAGCCUGCAGACGAACAGCGUGUUGGAGUUGAAGCCCAAGUUGCGCCUGAAGUCGAGGUUGAAGUUCCAAAAACGCCCAAACUGCCCAAGACACCCACCAGGAACCGUCGACUGGCCCUGGAAACAGACCUCCCCCGCGUCGACAGCGGCUGGGGCACCGCAAGCCCGGCCAGUAUCAGCAUGGCCUUCAUGACGCCCCGGACAAUCCCUCGGAUCGAAGAAGACGAUGCCGUCUGGGAGAUGCUCAGUCCCAAUGUGACGCCGUUCCGCAAAGGCAGAGGCCCCAAGCGGACUCGCCGCCGCAGCUACUACGACGAAGACAUCUGGCCGAGUGCCUGCAACUCGCCGCAGUCUCUCAAACAGCCAGUACAGGUCCCAGCCCUCAGCUAG